GAAGCCUAUGGGGAGCGUGCGUCGCGUCACUUCCGGCCGCGCUCUGCGCUUCCGCUGCGUCUCGGUGGUUCCGGCCUGAAAGUGACUUUGAGCGGGGACGGGCCAUGGCUGAGGACAUCCAGGCCAAGCUGAAGCGUUACAAGACGGCUCCAUUCGACAGCCGCUUCCCCAACCAGAACCAGACCAAGAACUGUUGGCAGAACUACGUCGAUUUCCAUCGGUGCCAGAAGGCCAUGGCUGCCAAAGGGGCCGAUGCUGCUCCUUGCCAAUGGUACUAUAGGGUCUACAAGUCCCUGUGCCCUAUUUCUUGGGUGACAACCUGGGACGAGUACCGUGAAGAAGGGAUCUUCCCAGGCAAGAUCUGAGCAUCUCCAGCCCCAAGGGGGAGGUGACCCCGGUGUCACCAUGGUGGUGGCAGCUGAUGGGGGCCACCACGGGGCUGGAAGGGGGCAACGUUGUCACCUGCCUGCUGGCCAAUAAAGGAUUCAACUGCUC
This is a messenger RNA of Neopsephotus bourkii (Bourke's parrot), 495 nucleotides long. RefSeq names its product cytochrome c oxidase subunit 6B1. Gene Ontology annotation, cellular component: respiratory chain complex IV; mitochondrion. The record is from RefSeq and is a predicted model, not a curated record. NCBI's taxonomy places the organism in Eukaryota, Metazoa, Chordata, Aves, Psittaciformes, Psittacidae. The transcript has 4 exons. The coding region runs from base 105 to 365 and encodes 86 amino acids.